AUGGGAAUGCGUUGUUUAUGCGUUUUGCUGAGUAGCUUUAGCGAUCCUGCAAGACUCUCGUUCGUCUCUUCAUCAACCGGAUAUAGCUCAGCGCGCUCCUCCCUUCGUAGUUCUGAUGGAGGAGAAGAUCACUCCAGCAAUCGAGAUAGUGGCAUUGUUAGCCAUUCCUCGCUUUCUUCGCUUUCGUCGUCGCGAAGAUCUGCACUCCAUUCCUCGCUUUCUUCGCUUUCGUCGUCGCGAAGAUCUGCUCUGUUAGCUGCCGGAUCCAUCUCACACGUCGAUCGCAUAGCCAUUGAACUUUUCGACACCGAAAAGACCUACGUGGAAGAUCUAUACACAGUGAUCCAGGGCUAUCUAAACUUUCUCGUUGACCAUCGCGAUGAAUUGGGAGUGACAUUGGACAACAUAUCGUCGCUAUUCGGUUGUAUUGAGCGAAUUUAUGCGUUCAACCGUAAACUACUCCAGCAGCUGGAUUUGGCCGACUUGGAUUGUGUCAAGAUGAGCCGCUGUUUUGUGGAUAGUGCGGGAAAAUUCGAGGAUUAUAUCGUAUAUUGUACCAACUACCACCGGAUGAUCGCAACCCUCACACAAUUACAGCAGCAACCACACUUAGCUGCUGCCUUAUCGCAGCGUCAAGCUGCACUCGGCCACGCUCUUCCAUUGAGCGCAUAUCUUCUCAAACCUGUUCAAAGAGUGCUAAAAUACCAUUUAUUCAUUGAGAACAUGCUGAAACAUCUACCCAGCACGUUGCCACCUGAGGACUUCGCCAUCGUAAAACGUGCUCAUGAGGUGAUGACAUCGCAAGCAUCUCGUAUUAAUGAUGAAAAGAAGCGUGCCGAACAUGCAGAACGA
Messenger RNA from Strongylus vulgaris, 852 nucleotides. The record is from the annotation of a GenBank genome assembly. NCBI's taxonomy places the organism in Eukaryota, Metazoa, Nematoda, Chromadorea, Rhabditida, Strongylidae.